GAACCCCGAUACCUUCUUGCUUCAGACACCAACUUCUCUCAUUAACAUGACCAACUAUGAAUCUCGGCUUUCCAGCUCAAACGCUUGGGUGGAUCCCCAUUCGUUGCCCAAAUACGGCGAUGCUUCUGACAUUGCCGGAAACGCGCCGGAUUAUGUGAAACAACUCACGAACAAUGUGCUCGGUGCAUAUGGUGUAGGCGAACCGAGUUGCUUUGCUCACGACGUUGGGAAAAAAAUCAAGAUGGUGGAACUUGACAUCCAUAGACGAGGAGAAAAGUGGCAGGCAACGGCAACCGUUGAUUUGACUGUCUCUCCUAGCAUGUUGAAUGGCGCAGGCGUAAUGCAUGGUGGUGCGCUAUGCUAUGUCAUCGACAAUUGCGCUUCCCUUCCUCUGGUGGCUCUUGGCUUAAUGCAGGGCACCAAUGGCGUGGGCGUGAGCCAGGUUCUCAACGUCUUCUUCCACGCACCGGCUGCACUCGGGUCGAGUCUACGUAUCAUCAACACAUCUGUCACAUUGGGUGGCCGUGUCAUGACGUCCAAGUGCGAGAUUCUCGAGAAAUCCUCUGAGAAACUGAUAGCGUCGGCUCUUUUGAGCAAAAUGCAACCGGCACAGAGUAAAUUAUGAUCAUAUGCGUGUAGUCGCGGUUUGGAUUGUUCGCUUAUGAUGCGUACAACUCAGCGGCGGAGUUCCCUUCUUCCUUUUCAGAAUUUUACCUUUUUUAAUUCUCAUGAGAUCAAGCCUCCUGGGAAGGUGAACACAUUCAUUCCUCAUGAUACUGGCUUCUCCACUUUACACAAUGAAAUACUGCUGUCACAAUCUAAUAUCCAGAUGUUCAAGCCUAUUCUCC
Somion occarium is the source of this 848-nucleotide messenger RNA. The record is from the annotation of a GenBank genome assembly. NCBI's taxonomy places the organism in Eukaryota, Fungi, Basidiomycota, Agaricomycetes, Polyporales, Cerrenaceae.